UCAAUGUGAUUUAUAAACAGCUGAAAAACGAAUUAUUUCAUUGAAACAAUAUUGUUCGAAGGUGUAUUAUCACAGUGUCGAAAACUGCCUAAAUGGAUUUCCAGUUACGAAACUUAUCGGAGUUACUGAAAAAGAAUCUAGGACCUGAUGUAGUCAUCAAGGAGACAAAAAUAACCAGGCUCACGCCACCAGGAGAAAAUUUCGGAAGUGUGAUGCUGAAACUCGAUGUCACAUUCGGAAACAAGAAAAAUGAUUCAGAAGAAAUCUUAUACGCAGUUGCGAAAAUUCUCCCGGAAACUGAAAUGUUCAGGGAAAUAUUUCAGAUCCAAAUAACUUAUACCAAUGAAAUGGCGUUUUAUGAGACAAUAGUACCAACUUUACAGAGUUUUCAAAAAGGAAUAGGGAUCCAAGAAGUGAUUGAAUUAUUUCCCAAGUGCAUCGCUACUAGAAAGAAUUUGACAGGUGGUAAUGAAAUCGAUGAUGAUGCAGUCUUGAUUCUAGAGAACCUGAUACAAUUGGGAUACCAAAAUAUUGACCGCUGUCAAGGUUUCGAUUUUGAAACUACGAAGAUGGUACUCAAAGAUAUGGCUUCGUUCCACGCAGUACCCUUGGCACUGAAAAUCAGGAACCCAUACGUAUUUGAAAAGAAAAUCAAAGUACACUGUCACGACUUCGAUCCCCCAGAUCAUGAAGAAUUCCACGAUAUCUUGAGAAAUAUAGUGAAAUUCAACGAAGAAUUAGCUUAUUUGGCUCCCAAAAUCACCUACUGGGGACAAUUGAAGAGAAGCACACCAAGAGAACCCUUCGCAACUAUGAUUCAUACGGAUCUCUGGACUAAUAACACCAUGCAAAAAUUCCAUAAUGGCCGUCCAGUAUCGAAUAAAUUUGUUGACUUUCAGGUGUUUACCUAUGGUUCUCCUGCCGCAGACGUGUUUUUCUUCCUUUGGUCUAGUGUUCCACAGGAAGUGUUAGAACCAAACUUAGAGUUCUUUCUUCAAUAUUACCACGAGCAAUUCAUCGAUGUUCUGAAAAAACAUGGUAUCGAUGUGGCACCGUUUAGUUACGAACAUUUUCUGAAAGAGCUGGAUAUAGAAUCAGAAUAUGGAUUUUCACAUGCUGCACAUUUUUAUGUCAAUACUGUUAGUAGAGAAAAGGGGGAUAUUGAUUUCGAGAAUCAAGAUAGUCAGGACAUUGUGAAUAGUACUUCACAGAGAACCCGUGAGAAGGUGUGGUACAUGACGAGAGAAUGUCUACGAAGAGGAUGGCUGAAGUGAAAACAAAACUAUUGUUUCAAUUUCAUAUUGUUUGGUUUGUUUAAAUAGUGUCUGAAAAAUUGAUCAUCCUUAAUAACUUUGUUUUCCUGAAUACUAUCAGUCUUC
Phaedon cochleariae (mustard beetle) is the source of this 1379-nucleotide messenger RNA. The record is from the annotation of a GenBank genome assembly. Lineage: Eukaryota; Metazoa; Arthropoda; Insecta; Coleoptera; Chrysomelidae.